AUGCCUAUCGCACGCUCAUCCGAUGUCAUACAGAUCAUUUAUCAAUUGAGCGCUGGUACAAUGCGCUCCGGUCUUCUCGUUGUGAUGAUUCUCGCAACGAUUUCGCGAUGUGGAGGAAACAAAGUAUAUGGUAGCACAGUCUUUUUGGUUAGCAACACAUCAUUGGAUACCACUCAAAUGAGAGAGAAUUGCACAAACAUUCCGGCUAAAAUUGAAAGUGGCAGCAUUGUUUUCGUAGUACAAGAUUUAUCAGAAGAUUGUAAGCAACAUUUCAAAGGCAGGUGCACAUGGGAUGGUGAAUGUUUUCUGAGAUUGGUUUACUGGCCUCGGGGCGAACUUCAUAAAUCUGCAAAUGGCAUAGAUUUGAAAGAGUUAAUCAUAAAUGUGAACUGCUCUCAUCGUGAACAAAUAGUUAAGCCAACAGUACAAAAACCUAAGCCAGUAGUACAAACACCUAAGCCAAUAGUACAAACACCUAAGCCAGUAGUACCAAAACCUAAUCCAACAGUACAAAAACCCAAGCCAACAGUACAAAAACCCAAGCCAAUAGUACAAAAACCCAAGCCAACAGUACAAAAACCUAAGCCAACUAAAGCAACCACGAAAAAAGCUUCAACUCCCACCUCAACAUUAAAAAAAAUAAGUGCCGAGCAAGCGACACCUUCAACUGACAACGAAACUGAUGAUGACGACGAAACGAAUAAGGACGAUGAUGAGACAUCAAGUCCGUCUUCGAACUCGCACAAAGGCUCGAAUUCACACAAAGGCUCGAAAGAAACUGCGUGCAUACCGUGUGAUGGUCAUUGUCUAUCAACAGGAACAAUCGCUAUUAUACUAGGACCAAGCUUAAUUUUGUUGUUGGCUUUUGGUGUGGGAAUUGGUUAUAUGAUAGCACGCAUAUGGUCAGCUACGGCUCGAAUAACGCCAGGAUUGAAGGGCACUCCAGACAAAGUGGAUCCUUUGAACGUGUCACGGGUCGCUGAAGUAAUGGAACCGCAAUCUGAAACACAAACUGUUACAUCUCAGCAUGGUUCACUCGUAGCUCCAAUGACAGAAACUACAACGGCCGCAAAAUUCACGAAGGUAUUUGAAACAGUAUACGGUGAUCAGGAUAACGAGAAAUCGAAUACGACGCCGAUUCAGAAUCCAGUUCCACAAGCGACGGUGCUUGAUAAUGCUUAA
Molecule: messenger RNA, 1182 nt
Organism: Anisakis simplex (herring worm)
Lineage: Eukaryota; Metazoa; Nematoda; Chromadorea; Rhabditida; Anisakidae
Source: the annotation of a GenBank genome assembly